AUGGACGCGUUCGCGUCCGAGGAUCGUUACAAUGAGUAUUCUUUGCAAGCUGACUAUAACGAGUACGGAGCGCGGGACGCUACGGGGGAUGAUUCGCAUGAGCAUUUUCACGAUGGUUACGCGUACGAGGGUAACGAUUAUGAUCAUUCAGGCUAUGAUAAUCCUGCUGAUGAGCUGUACGGUGAUCAUCAUGACACGUGGCACGAGCAACCGCAGAUGCCACAGCACCAACAGCACCAGCAGCAACCCCAGCAGCAGCAGCAGCAGCAGCAGCAGCAGCAGCAGCAGCAGCAGCAGCAGCAGCAGCAGCAGCAGCAGCAGCAGCAGCAGCAGCAGCAGCAGCAGCAGCAGCAGCAGCAGCAGCAGCAGCAGCAGCAGCAGAAACAGCAGAAAGGAAGGAAGGUCAAAGUAAAGGCCUCAACGCAGCAAGCUGUUUCACGGAGCAGAAGCACCGAGGAAACUAUAAGAGGGGGGCCCGGUGAAAGGUACAAGGAGAGGGGACGGGGUCGACACAGGGAUAGUUAUAACGACAUGGAGUAUAUAAGAGACGAGGAGAGCGGAGAAGUGGAGGAGGAGGGAGACGACGUUGGUGUAUCCGGAGGGGAGGACUUCAAUAAUGGGGAUGGCGGGCUUCGGGCAGGGGUGCGUGAGGCUGGGAAGCGAGGGUCUAGAGGGGGGAGUGGAGGUGAGGGAAGUGCUUAUAAAGGGCGGGAGGAUGGCGACUUGUUCGGUGGAGAUGGUAGGCACGGCGAGGGAUGGGAAGUGGUGGACGAGGGGCAGGAGGACGAGGAGGGAGAGGAAGGUGUGGGAAGGGAGAAGGGCGGAGGAGAUGAGGAGGAGGAGGAGGAGGAGGAGGAGGAGGAGGAGGAGGAGGAGGAGGAGGAGGAGGAGGAGGAGGAGGAGGAGGAGGAGGAGGAAGGGGAAGUGGGGGGAAGGAGAAGGACCAGGGAUUCAAAAGACGGUUCUCUUGAAAAUGGCGGAGUGUACUGUGGUGCUGUCUAUAACGAGCAUGACGAGGACACUUAUGAUGGGUAUGGGGGGGAUAGGAGAGGAGGAAAUAGGGGGUUUGGGGGAGUUGGAGAGGAGGGAGAGGAGGAGGAGCAGGAGGAGGAGGAGGAGGAGGAGGAGGAGGAGGAGGAGGAGGAGGAGGAGGAGGAGGAGGAGGAGGAGGAAGGGGAGGAGGAGGAAGGGGAGGAGGAGGAUUUUAAACAGCACAGACAGGCUCAAAAGGAGGCUGCUUUGCAGGGACAGUCACAGGGGCACUCACAGGGGACCGCACAGGGGCAGGCACAGCUAUCAGUGUGUGACGGGAUGCGGGCGGUGGGAGGGGUAGGGGAGGAUGAGAAGGCACGGUGGGCAGAGAAGUGUGCUUCGCGGCUGAAGGAAUGGGAGAGAGAGGAGGAUGAGGAUGAUGAUGAGGAUGGCGUGGGGGAGAAGAGUGAGGAAGGGGAGGAGGAGGAGAAAGGGGGUGCGGACAUGUAUGGUCAAGACUUGGGGUUUAACCGAGGUGGAGAGAGAGGGUAUGGAGCUAGAGAUGGGAGUUAUGGAGAGGAGGAGUAUGGGAAGGGGGAGCAUGCAGAGGAGGAGUACGGAGGAGAGGGGGAGCGUGGAGCAGGGGGGUAUGGAGAGGGGGGAUAUGCAGAGGGCGGGUAUGCAGAGGGGGGGUAUGCAGAGGGGGGGUAUGGAGAGGGGGGGUAUGGCAGGGACGAGUAUGCGAGUGGAGAGGGUACAGGAGAUUGGGAUGAGGAGCAUGCAAGGGGGGACGCAGGAGGGCAUGUGGGAGGGCAUGUGGGAGGGGAGAUGGAUGAUAUGUACGGGUCGUUUGAUGUGACUGGGGCAGCAUAUGGGAACGGCUCUGGGCGACAUUCGUCGCAUGCGGAGGGGUCCGGUCGAUAUUUAUCGCAUGGGGAUGGGUCCGGUCGGUAUUCGUCGCAUGGAGAGGGGUCGGGUCGGUACUUGUCGCAUGGGGAUGGGUCUGGUCGCUACUCGUCCCAUCAGGACGGGGAGGAGGGGGAAGAAGAGGAGAGGGGGCAGGGGGAGGAGGAAGAGGAGGAAGGGCACGAGGAGGAGGAGCAGGAGUGUGAUGAGUCACAGGUGGCUGGUGCGUCUUACGGGCAGGGUAGCAUUCCUGCUGUAACACCUCGGCGGGCAGGUAGAAAGUCUAUACAGUUCCAAUCCGGGCCUGGGGAUAGUUCUGGGCAGCAGGAGGAGGUUUAUUGCCCUCCCAUCACUCCUGGCCGUGCUGCGGGGGGGAGUGGAGGAAGAGGAGGAAAAGGGAGCGGGCAGGGAGGGAGGCUGAGUGGAGACGAAGGAAGGGGAAAUUACCCACAGCAGCAACAGCAGCAGCAACAACAGGUGGUUUCAGCAGCAGCAGCAGCACAACAACAGUAUGCUCCCACUACCCCUGGACGCUUGAAAAAGCCUGUGGGGGGGAUUCAUCAGCCAAUCACGCCGCGACAUGUGGCUGCUAGAGGUGGAGCGAGUGGUGGGGGUGGUGAGACGAAUGUGAGAUCUCUUAGCAUGAAAAGAGGCGAGGAGCGGAGAGGCGAGAAGGCAAAGGUUGGUGUGGGAGGAGCAGGGCCGAUGGGGAAGAGCGGGCAAGCACAGGGUGGGCGGGAGGAGAGGAGGGGACGGAUACAGAGGCCUAUGGAGGAUGGGGAGGAGAGGAGGGGGCGGCUUCAGAGGCCUAUGGAAGAUGGGGAGGAGAGGAGGGGACGGAUACAGAGACCUAUGGACGAUGGGGAGGACAAGAGGGGGCGGCUUCAGAGGCCUAUGGAAGAUGGGGAGGAGGGAGGGAGGGGGAAGAGGUAUGGGGGUGAUGUUGCUCGGACUCCCAGGAAAGGGGUGGAAGGGAGGGGAGACGGGAGAGGGGGGGAAUGGAGAGGGGGAGAUGGGCGAGCGGCGGAAAGGGAUGGGCGGAAGGGGGAGGGAGCGGAGGGGUAUGGCGGUCUAGCUUUAAAGAGGCAGCUGAGUUUGAAGCUUGCUGUUCCCUCCACUCCCAGGGGAGAGGGCGGGGGGGUUGGCGGCGGGCCUAAGAGCGUGCGAGGGCGAAGUAAGAGCGGCGCGUGGGAGAUGGAGGAAGGCGGGAGGAGAAGAGGAGGAGGAGGAGGGUCAGGAGGAGGAGGGGGGUGGGGAGUGGAGGGAGGGAGCGGUGGGAGUGGAAGGAGGGAGCGUUUAGACGAGUUUGAGGAUCCGUACGGUGGGACGCAGGGACCGGGAGGAGGGGGGCGAGAGCGAAGGUCACGAGGGACAGGGGCAGGAGGAGCAGAGAUGGUUCCUAAAACGCCCAGGGAACACAAUCCCAAGACCCCCAGGGGUGCGGCUGGUAGUGGUGGUGGGGGUGGGGUUGGUGAUAGUGGGUUUUUGCGCACUCGAACGAUGGAUAGAGGAGAGGGGAAGUCGGGUGACAAGGGGGACAGGAGGAGCGCGGACAGAGGAGGAGGGUUCGGGCAGGGGAGGACAGGGGGCAAGGAGGCGAGGGAGCGAGGGGAUCGAGGGGAGAGGGUGCAGGGGGGUGUAUCGGGAGCAGCGCGGAGGAUAGAGGUGACAAAGAGCAUGUCGAGUAAGGACAUGGGGAAGGGUGGCGGCACGGGGAGAGAAGUUAGCAAGAGCACGAGCUUUUCGCUCAAGGCAGCUUUGUUUGGGAGGGAUUCGAAAGAGGGGAAGGGAGGGAAGGAGAAGGAGGGGAAGGAGAAGGAGAAAGAGAAAGGGAGGGAGAAGGAGAGGGAGGGGAAGGAUGGUGGUGGGUGGGCGAGGAGUCGAACGAUGGAUAAUACCGAAGUGAAGAUGCAGCGGCAGCUGAGUUACAAGAGGGGGCCGUUUUGA
Closterium sp. Naga37s-1 is the source of this 3825-nucleotide messenger RNA. NCBI's taxonomy places the organism in Eukaryota, Viridiplantae, Streptophyta, Zygnematophyceae, Desmidiales, Closteriaceae. The record is from the annotation of a GenBank genome assembly.